AGCUAACUUCGUACAGUCAGUGAAACUUGGUCGAGAAGAAGAUCUGUGAUACCUCAAGCUUCUCCUUCUGCUCUGACUCGAUAUCACUCCUUUUCUCCGACUUUGACAUUCUUAUGCCUUCCACAAUUGACUCCAUACCAUUUCCGAGAUCUCUCAGCGACAUUACACUUUGCAAACUCAUCCUUCUCCUCAGUUGUUUUCCGUUGUGUGAUCAAGGCGAGUACAUUCUGAUUUUGACUAGAAAGCAUCAUUCUACCCACCCUCAAGUUUGGAUCUUUGUGGCAUACAGUAUAGGUUGCAUUCAAAGCGAGGCGAAAGAAAUACAAGUUCAAGUUCCGCACCCUUACCUUCGGUACUGUUCCUCGUCUGGAAGGGUAGGUUCGGAAGGAAUUUUCUGGUUGAUUUGAUAGCAUCUUUUGGAGAUGCACCCUAAUUGAAGUUUCGAGGGAUCGACAGCUCCAAACUGCGAUGCAUGCUGAAGGUCAGAGGAGGAUGGCGAUGGAAGGCGUAAUGGUUGAGAUGCUUGCUGCUCGUGUCUCAGCUUCAGCCUAUAUAUUUUGGAUACCACAGUCGGGUCUGCUCAAAGACGAUAGAGGCGAUGGCGACAGCCAAGGAGUACGGUGAUCACGCUGAUGAUCAGUCAGGCUCGACAUUCGCUCUCACUGAAGAAGACCACACUCUCGGCAACUCCCUUCGAUACAUUCUCAACAAAGAUCCUCGAGUCUCAUUUGUUGGCUAUACGAUACCUCAUCCAUCGGAAGAGCGUGUGCAUCUGCGUCUGCAGACCACAGGCUUGUCUGCCCGGAGUGUUCUCAAGGACGCUCUCAAGGAUCUGAUGGCCGUAAGUGAGCAUGUGCGUGUAACUUUUGAAAAAGCUGUGGAGGAACAGAAGGCGCUGCAAGGAGUGAGGGAGAUGAGCGUGGGAGUGAGUGGCAAGUCUGGCAUCACCCAUCAAACCGCUUCUACAGCUGCCGAUGCGACCUAGGACCGUAGUCCUCGAACCGAUUGCGGGAACUCAUGUCGGUGUAAGACCCUCGGCCCCCCUUGCAUCACGCCCGAAGCUUUUGAACUCCGGCAUGAGUAUUCUGUAAUCACCCUCGAUCAGAUCCUCCGUUUCCGCCCAGAGCUUGAGCGGGCAUUGAGCGGAACUGUGAGGCGUCGAAUGACUUCAUGUACGUGUGUAAGGUGCAAGUGAGUGCGACUGAGGCAUAGGGAUCCUGAGCCUCGGAAUGUUGCGCUCGAAACUUGGUUCUUAACCCGUUGCCUCCAGAGUCGAGUCCGCACGAGAUAGUUGACUUGAAUGUUGUUGCGCUCGACAUCGAUUGAGUGAGCCGGGACCCAAAAUUAUAUCGCUUGAAGGUAACACGAAGGGUUGUAGAUUGCGACCGGAGAUCUUCGAAAAGCGAGAUAAGAUACUUCUAAAUCUAGCAUUUAAAUGGAACACAAGUUCAACUUCUUAAUACAUCAGAUGUCCCGUGGAAUUUCGGAUUAAUCUUCUCGAGUGAGAAUAUUAGUAAUAUUAUUAGACGUUGAGAAU
Molecule: messenger RNA, 1537 nt
Organism: Marchantia polymorpha subsp. ruderalis
Lineage: Eukaryota; Viridiplantae; Streptophyta; Marchantiopsida; Marchantiales; Marchantiaceae
Source: the annotation of a GenBank genome assembly